Messenger RNA from Cylindrotheca closterium, 393 nucleotides. The record is from the annotation of a GenBank genome assembly. Lineage: Eukaryota; Bacillariophyta; Bacillariophyceae; Bacillariales; Bacillariaceae.
GGUGGGUCUAUUGAAAAGUGUUUCACUGAAGAAAUGGUCUCGGUUCUGUCUAUGGCUAUGGACAACGCUGAGGGCGACUUGGUCAUCCUCCCAGUGAGCGAACUCCGUGUACGGGACAAGAAGUUGUGGCUGACCUCUAAGGAGAAAGUGGAGGAGCUCACCUACAAGAAGCUCAAGCCCUACAUUGACUGGUCCUGGAAUAAUGGCGCCCUAUUUGGCUACAACGCUAAGAACCCCGGCUCCAAGACUCUUCGCACCCGCAUUCGCGUCGCCCACAAUUCUUCUCUGGACGACAUGUCCCGACUAUUGGGUCAAUGUUUCGAGAUCACCGGCACGCAUGCAGGCGUUCCCCACUGCAAGUUAGUGAUCCUGUCCGAAUCGGUUGGCUACUGA